UCUGUACUUUUUUCUUUCUUUACACUCCGUCGCCUCUCUUUCCGAUCCUUCCAAGUUUUUCUGCGCUCUUUUAACGGCCAUGGAGGAUCAAAACUGCAGCGUCAUAUAUGAAGAGGAAUUCGUGUUGAACUCGCGAGGAAUGAAGCUUUUUACGUGCAGAUGGCUGCCGGUGCAGUCGCAACCGAAAGCUUUGAUAUUCCUCUGCCAUGGUUACGCCAUGGAAUGCGCUGUUUCUAUGAAAGGUGCUGCUAUGAGGCUUGUGAAAGCAGGGUAUGCAGUUUAUGGUAUGGACUAUGAAGGGCAUGGAAGGUCAGCUGGUCUGCUGGGUUAUGUUCCCAGCUUUGAUGAUGUUGUGUCUGAUUGCUGUGAUCAUUACUCCAAAAUUUGUGAGAUGCCAGAAAAUAAGAAGAAGAUGAGGAUCUUGCUGGGAGAAUCCAUGGGAGGAGCUAUGGCUCUUCUUCUUCACAGAAGGAAGCCUGAUUUCUGGGAUGGUGCUGUACUAGUUGCUCCAAUGUGUAAGAUUGCGGAUGAUAUGAGGCCAAAUCGAAUUGUGAUUAGUGUGUUAACCCAACUCUGCAAAGUCAUUCCCACUUGGAAAAUCAUUCCAACUCAAGAUAUUGUUGAUGUCGCUUUUAGAGAUCCUGAAAUUAGAAAAGAGAUCAGGGCGAACCCAUACUGCUACAAGGGCCGUCCCCGCUUGCAAACCGGGAAUCAACUCCUGACUGUUAGCUUGGACUUGGAGCAAAAGCUCAAUGAGGUGACGUUUCCGUUCCUAGUAGCACACGGAGAAGCAGACGUAGUAACGGAUCCCGCGGUGAGCAAACUCCUGCACCAAACAGCUUCAAGCAAAGACAAGACCCUCAAGAUGUAUCCAGGAAUGUGGCAUUCCCUCACCUACGGCGAGUUGCCUGAGAAUCUUGACGUCGUGUUUUCCGACAUCGUCAGUUGGCUUGAUGAAAAGGUUGCCAUGGGCGGUUCCAGGCUGGAGAGACAGCAAAAACAGGCUAAUGAUAAUCUGUUCAAAUACGCAGCUGGCCUGGAAGCAAAAAAUAUAGUUUUAUAAUUAAUUUUUAUAUUUUGUCACUCACAAGUUAAUUAAUGUUUAAAUGAAGAAAAAUAGCUAGUAUAAAUACCUGUCCAUUUAUUCAUCAUAUAUUCAUAUGGCAACUUGAAAACAGUGUAUUUAC
Molecule: messenger RNA, 1187 nt
Organism: Ipomoea nil (Japanese morning glory)
Lineage: Eukaryota; Viridiplantae; Streptophyta; Magnoliopsida; Solanales; Convolvulaceae
Product: caffeoylshikimate esterase-like
Exons: 8
Coding region: 80-1063 (327 amino acids)
Cellular component (GO): membrane
Molecular function (GO): lipase activity
Source: RefSeq, a predicted model, not a curated record